AAUUUGUAAAAUUCUUCGAAAUAAAUACAAGGAUAUAGCACACAUUGUAGUUGACGAGGCUCAUUGUGUUGUGAGCUGGGGGCACGAUUUUCGACCACAAUUUUCACAAAUAUCAAAGUUUAGGUCCCUCUUUCCAAAUGCUAAAUUCGUAGCCCUGACGGCCACUGCAACGGUUAAAAUGCAAAAAGAAAUUGCAGAGAAUUUAUGCAUGUCCAAAAAUUUCCACACAAUUUCAAGUAAUACUAUUCGCGCCAACAUAAAACUAAAUGUCUCCAAAAGGUGUGCAUCAACAGGUGGAAAUUACACAGCAGAAGAAUCCUUUGAAACAUCUUUGAAACCAGUGAUUUCUGAGCUCUGUCUACAAUUUCAAAACUUUGACAGAACAAUUGUUUACAGUAAGCUUAAAUACUGUGCUAUGGGCUUUGAGCUAGUAAGAAGGGAGGCAAUGAAACUAUCCCUUGAAGAUGUUUCUCAAGUGAUGAAUGCAGUUUCACAAUAUCAUGCACCAAGCACCACUAAGAUGAAGGAGAAGACAGUUCACAAAAUGUGUGACCCCUCUAGCCAACUGAAACUUCUAUUUGCUACAGAGGCAUACAGCAUGGGAACAGAUGCACCAAAUAUUCGGCGAAUCAUACAUUUUGGUCCCCCAUCAUCACUGGAAACGUACUUGCAGGAGAUAGGAAGAGGUGGGAGAGAUGGGGCCCAGUGCAUCGCAACUCUGUUUUAUAACGCAAGUGACAUAGGAAGCAACGUCAAAAACAUGAAAGAAGAAGUCAAACAGUUUUGCGCGCUAAAAACAUGCAGGCGAAAAUUUCUUACUGACCACUUUGGAUUUUCUUAUGAACAAAAUAUGACACCGCAUACAUGUUGCGAUGUUUGUGAGCUAAAAUGCCAAUGUGACAAUUGUAUUGUCGCCAUUGCUGAUAAAAUAGAAAAUGACGUAGCAAUGGAAUCGCAAGCAUCAAGUCGCAAAACUAAAAAUUCUACAUUACUUGUCGAAGUUCUAAGAGCAUAUUUUGAUGCUGAAAACAGUCAACUGGAUAUUCCAAACCCAGAUGUAUUUACUAAGUCCUUGUUAACAGAUCUUGUCAAUUCAACUGAAGAUUUUGUAAGUGAAGAUUGUUUAAAGCAGAAGUUUAGUCACUUGCAACCUCAUUUUUUGAGCAACAUAUAUGAAAUUAUACAGAACGUAAGUGAAAUCUAAUUAAUUUCCAUAUUCAACGGAAAACUGGAGCUUUUUAUUUUCUAUCCAACGGUGGUAGUUGGUCACAUUAAUAUUUGUAGACGAGGAAGCCUGGAUAUCGGAGAAUUGUUCGUGUUGGCGCCCUUCUUCAAACGAAAAAGGUCUAACCUCUCUCAGUUCAUUUAGAAUUGCCAUUUCGUCACCAAUAGCUGAUUUGUCGGAAUGUCGUUUUGAUCUUUCGACAACACCUGAGAUUUCAUCAUAAUGCUCAGCAAUUUCUCUGAUGCUUGAUAUGGCACUAGACCUGUUCCUAACAUUUCUUUCUGUUUUGUUGGAGAACAUAUGCUUUAUAUGUUCUUUUAUUUGUUUAACUAAGUAUUCCAUCCUCCUGUCUGCGGGAAUAUGUCCGUUUACUUGUCCUGAUGUAUUGACAAAUAAACCGUAAAAUUCUUCGUUUGCAGCUUUCUCAGACAGGAUACACGUUUGAUGUACAAGUAAUCUCAUUAUUUCAUAUGCAUAUUUUGAUAGAUUGUUGUUACUUUUAAAUAUAAACAUGGUAUUUCUUAGGAGACAGA
This is a messenger RNA of Saccostrea cuccullata (small rock oyster), 1758 nucleotides long. RefSeq lists its product as uncharacterized. Lineage: Eukaryota; Metazoa; Mollusca; Bivalvia; Ostreida; Ostreidae. Gene Ontology annotation, molecular function: 3'-5' DNA helicase activity; four-way junction helicase activity. The record is from RefSeq and is a predicted model, not a curated record. The coding region runs from base 179 to 1204 and encodes 341 amino acids. Gene Ontology annotation, cellular component: nucleus; chromosome; cytoplasm. The transcript is spliced from 3 exons. Gene Ontology annotation, biological process: double-strand break repair via homologous recombination.